UGCCCGCCCCAGUGAUGUCCACUGCAUGGUGCAUGCCUCCCAGCAGGGUCACGGCGGACAUGGCGGCACCCCAGAGAUGGGCUCCCCAGUCCUAGGCCAUUUCAGCCCACGGGACAUGCUGCGGAGUCGCAACCACAUGCCCAUGGACAGCCCCGAACGGCGGCGCCGCACCGGCCACGGCAGCCUGACCAACAUUAGCCGCCACGAGUCGCUGAAGAAGAUGGAGAGCCCCCCGAUCCGUCGCUCCACCUCCUCGGGCCAGUACACAGGCUUUAGUGAUGCCCACCACCACCACCACCACGGCGGCAAGCCCCUGGAUCCGGAGAGCAUCGCACAGGACAUAGAAGAAACCAUGAACACGGCUCUAAAUGAGCUGCGCGAGCUGGAGCGGCAGAGCUCAGCCAAGCACGCCCCCGACGUGGUGCUGGACACCCUGGAGCAGCGGCAGACCUCCGGCAGCAGCGGCGGGGGUCCCACGCCGGCCAGCUCCAGCGAGUCCCUCAGCCCCAUCCACGGGCGUCAUGCUGAGGUCCACAGCCAACACAGAGCCGCCCAUCCCGCCGCAGCACCAGCUCCUCCAGCGACACUAUGA
Molecule: messenger RNA, 592 nt
Organism: Lates calcarifer (barramundi perch)
Lineage: Eukaryota; Metazoa; Chordata; Actinopteri; Centropomidae
Product: SLIT-ROBO Rho GTPase-activating protein 1-like
Exons: 2
Coding region: 26-592 (188 amino acids)
Biological process (GO): negative regulation of cell migration
Cellular component (GO): cytoplasm
Source: RefSeq, a predicted model, not a curated record